This is a messenger RNA of Brienomyrus brachyistius, 2271 nucleotides long. It is a transcript of the gene odc1, whose product is annotated as ornithine decarboxylase 1. The transcript has 11 exons. NCBI's taxonomy places the organism in Eukaryota, Metazoa, Chordata, Actinopteri, Osteoglossiformes, Mormyridae. Gene Ontology annotation, molecular function: ornithine decarboxylase activity. Bases 397 to 1788 code for a protein of 463 amino acids. Gene Ontology annotation, cellular component: cytoplasm. The record is from RefSeq and is a predicted model, not a curated record.
GUUCCAGUGCGCACCCAAGGGCCGGUUUCAGCUGGUGUGUUGUCCUGGAUACGCCGACCGUAUAAAUACGGCCGUUAGCGCUAAGCAGUUCUUUACUUUCAUCCAGAGUCGGGAAGUGACUGGUGCAGUGCGCUAGCAGACUUAACCGGUUAGGAGAACUGUAUAUUUUUAUUUCCAGAUUUCUAGUCUAAUGGAUAAGUGUUGUAAAUGCUUUUUAAGAACACUCGCUUGAAAAAAGGGCACACUUGCUACUCGGCUGGCUUCGGCUUUGAGUCCUAUCUGAAAGGCUUCAACUUCACGGGUGAACCCCCUUGGCGUUCCUGCACUUGACUACUACAGAAAUCCCAUCUCUCUUGUGUCCAGUUUCUUUAGAUCUUGAGAAACUCCUGUUACAAAAUGGACGUACUUAAUGGAUUUGCUGCUGCUGACUUUGACUUCACCUUCCUGGAGGAGGGUUUCUCUGCCCGGGACAUUAUGGAGCAGAAGAUCAACGAGUCGUUGCUCUCGGACGAUAAGGACGCCUUUUACGUCGCUGACCUUGGGGAUAUACUGAAGAAGCACCUUCGCUGGUGUCGUGCACUUCCCCGGGUCACGCCUUUCUAUGCUGUCAAGUGCAAUGACAGCCGUGCAAUCGUCAUGACUCUGGCCUCCCUGGGGGCGGGGUUUGACUGUGCAAGCAAGACUGAGAUUCAGCUGGUGCAGUCUCUGGGCGUGGAGGCCGGCAGGAUCAUCUAUGCCAACCCCUGCAAGCAAGUCUCCCAGAUCAAGUAUGCUGCCAGCCAUGGGGUUCAGAUGAUGACUUUUGACAGCGAGGUGGAGCUCAUGAAGGUCGCUCGAUGCCACCACAAUGCUAAGCUGGUGCUGCGCAUUGCCACCGAUGACUCUAAGGCCAAGUGUCGGCUGAGUGUGAAAUUCGGGGCCAGCCUGAAGACCAGCCGGGAGCUACUGGAGAGGGCCAAGGAGCUGGGGCUGGACAUCAUUGGGGUCAGCUUCCACGUGGGCAGCGGCUGCACUGACCCCGAAACCUACACCCAGGCCAUUUCGGACGCCCGCUGCGUCUUUGACAUGGGGGCUGAGCUGGGCUUUAACAUGACCCUCCUGGACAUCGGUGGGGGUUUCCCUGGCUCGGAGGAUGCCAAACUCAAGUUUGAGGAAAUCACAGCUGUGAUAAACCUCGCACUGGAGAAGUAUUUCCCCUCGGACCGCGGCGUUAGAGUUAUUGCUGAGCCUGGCCGGUAUUAUGUGGCGUCUGCAUACACACUGGCGGUCAACAUCAUUGCCAAAAAGGUCGUCAAGAAGGAACAGUCUGGUUUAGAUGCAGAUGAAGAUGAUGGGACCAGUGACAGUACCUUGAUGUACUAUGUGAACGAUGGCGUUUAUGGCUCCUUUAACUGUAUCUUUUAUGACCACGCCCAUGUGCUGCCAACUCUGCACAAGAAACCAAAGCCGGACGAGCGCCUGUUCUCCUGCAGUAUCUGGGGGCCGACGUGCGACGGCCUGGACCGUAUCGUGGAGCAGUGUGUGCUGCCGGACCUGCAGCUGGGUGACUGGUUGCUCUUUGACAACAUGGGCGCCUACACUGUUGCGGCCUCCUCUACCUUCAACGGCUUCCAGAAGCCGGACAUCUAUUAUGUGAUGUCCCGUGCUGCCUGGCAACGGCUGCAGCAGAUCUGUGCCCAGGGCCUGCCCGAUGCCCUGGAAGAGCAGUGCUCCACCAGCAUUACGUCCUGUGGCCGUGAGAGCGGCCUGGAGAUCCCGGCCAAGUCUUGCUCCACCCGUGUCCUCUAACUGGGUGUCAGGUGACCAAUUAGUGAAUCAAAGGCCAGUUGCUUACCUUGGAAGGGCGUGUCCUUGUUCUGGCACUCAGUAGGAGAGGCAGGGACCCCCUCCUAGUGCUCAGACACAUUUGGGUUUCUUGGGUUUUCUUGUCUAUGCUGUAGGACAGGGAUCAAGCAGGAUUUGUGAUCCAAUGUUACUGCCCCCCCCCCUGCACUGGGUACCCCUGGGGAGGUUAGCCCUUCAAGAAAUGGCUGCUACACACCUAUUUAAAUCUGAUCUCAUCUUGCAUAUAGGCACCAGCCUUCCUCUCCCUUUGGGGACUUUUCCUUUAUUUUGUCAUUUUAUUUAAAUUUUAGUAUGCCUGUAUAAGAUGAUUUAAAUGAACUGAUGCAUUGGGAAAUGGAUAUGAAAGAGAUGGGGUUGCACAUAGCAUUGUGUUCCUAUGGAAACUUUUACAUUUUUGUAAUUUUUUAAAAAUAAACUAGACCUGGA